UAUAUAUAUUUUUUUUUUUCCUUUUAAUUGAACCACCCUACUCCUAUCCCUGCUAACUCUGACAGCCAAUUCCACUAUUAAACAACCGCCGAUCUGAUCAGUGACCCGAGUAGCAGCAAAUGGACUCUAGUGAAGAAAAGCGAACCCGAAUUCCAUUCAAGGAAAGGCCCGAUUGGGCCGAUGUAAAGCCCGUUCCGCAAGACGACGGGCCCUGCCCGGUUGUUCCCAUAGCCUACACGGAAGACUUCUCGGAAACAAUGGACUAUUUCAGGGCAAUUUACUUAGCCAAUGAGCGGUCUCCACGUGCCCUUCAGCUUACUGCUGAAGCUAUUCAGUUAAACCCUGGAAAUUACACUGUAUGGCAAUUCAGGCGAGUUGUGCUGGAGGCAUUGGGUGUUGAUUUACUUGAAGAAUUGAAGUUUGUUGAUCGCAUUGCUGGAGAGAACACAAAAAAUUAUCAAAUAUGGCAUCAUAGACGGUGGCUUGCUGAGAAGCUGGGAGCUGAUGCUGUGACAAAUGAGCUAGAAUUCACCAAGAAAAUAUUCUCUCAGGAUGCAAAGAAUUAUCAUGCUUGGUCCCAUCGACAGUGGGUCCUUCAAGCUCUCGGCGGAUGGGAAGAUGAGCUUGCCUAUUGCCAACAACUCCUUGAAGAUGAUAUUUACAACAAUUCUGCUUGGAAUCAGAGAUACUUUGUCGUGACACGAUCACCUCUACUAGGGGGCCUAGCGGCAAUGAGGGAAUCGGAAGUGAAUUACACAGUUCAAGCCAUCAGAGCUAGUCCAGAGAAUGAAAGUCCUUGGAGGUAUCUUCGUGGUCUUCACAAGAAUGAUACACAAUCUCUAGUUGAGGAUUCUCAAGUAGCAUCAGUAAUUUUGGAAGUCUUAACCUCCAACAAUAGUCACGUGCAUGCUCUGAGCUUGUUGUUGGAUCUUCUGUGUCAUGGUUUUGAACCAAGCCAAGAAUUGAAAAGUGCAGUAGAUGUUCUUACUCCACAGUCAUGCUCACCAGAUUUAGCAUUAACGAAGAGAGUUUGUUCCAUCUUGGAACUUGCUGAUCCAAUGAGAGUAAAAUAUUGGAAUUGGCGCAAAAGCACUGUUCCUGUUCAGUCAGCUACAUGUCAGAAUGCAGAUAGGUUGGCUGAUUUAUGUGCAAGAAUGAGUGACUUGUAAGAAUAUUGCAAUGGUGUUGUUCGAAUAUACAUAUUGCAAUUAUCGAAAUUCAUUGAAGGUGUCCCUUAAUUCAGGCACAUAUGCUGGGAAAUAACUUCAUGACACGAAGAACUGGAAAAACUGUGCCCCGAAAAUUUCUUAUUGCCUGAUAUUUGUCAACUUCAGGCAAUGACUUUUUGUACUGCCUUUAGGUUUGGGCCCUGAUGUAUUUUGUAAGUUUGGAUGCAGGGAUAUUGAUACUAUGGCGAGUUAAAUAUAUAUUCUGGAGGAA
This is a messenger RNA of Lycium ferocissimum, 1440 nucleotides long. Its product is annotated as protein farnesyltransferase/geranylgeranyltransferase type-1 subunit alpha. The record is from RefSeq and is a predicted model, not a curated record. Gene Ontology annotation, biological process: protein geranylgeranylation; protein farnesylation. Gene Ontology annotation, molecular function: CAAX-protein geranylgeranyltransferase activity; protein farnesyltransferase activity. Gene Ontology annotation, cellular component: protein farnesyltransferase complex; cytoplasm; CAAX-protein geranylgeranyltransferase complex. NCBI's taxonomy places the organism in Eukaryota, Viridiplantae, Streptophyta, Magnoliopsida, Solanales, Solanaceae. The transcript has 5 exons. Bases 120 to 1169 code for a protein of 349 amino acids.